Molecule: messenger RNA, 2901 nt
Organism: Paramuricea clavata
Lineage: Eukaryota; Metazoa; Cnidaria; Anthozoa; Malacalcyonacea; Plexauridae
Source: the annotation of a GenBank genome assembly
AACGAUACGCCUUCAAAUUUCAAUUAAAUUGCAAGCUCAUUCUCGGUAAGAUUACACCUCGCAUUAUAGCUUACAUCGUAUUAUACUGUAUAUGGUAUUCAAAUGUAUAAUCAAGAAGUAAAGAAGCAUUGUCGAACUAGACUGAUCAAGCAUGCUGUUAAAUCUCUUACAACCGACAGAAGUACUUCCGUAUGUGUGAAACGAGAUCAUGUACGUCGAGUCUGGCAACAGCUUCACGAGUCUGAGGAAGCACAAACAUUUUUCGAACCACACUUGCGUAUGAAGAUCGAGGACGAAAUCGAAAAAUGGGAGAUGUUUCACGACAGCCAAGUGCAGACAAGAAAACCGUCAGAUCUACGAGUAUGUUAUCUAUGCGGAGAUAACCCAAUUAAUGAUCUUGAGGUUUUCGUAGAAAAUGGAGUCCUUUGUCAAAACGUAUGGGCUAUCGAAAAAGAUAGCAAAGUUUUAGAAAAAGCAUGGCAGAACGUCGCUAAAUCCAACAUGAGAAACAUUCGACUGUUUAAAGGUGAUCUUCUAACUUGUUUAAAAGAUUUAGAAGGACAGUUUGAUAUCAUCUACUUCGAUGCAUGUGGGACUUUGCCAUCAACAAAACAAAAAACUCUCAAAACAAUUGGUUAUAUCUUCCUUUAUAACAAGCUCGCAUCACCAGGAGCUCUGAUCACUAAUUUCUCAUUCCCGCCAAAACAGAAACAGGUGCCUAAUGAUUCACACAUAUCUGAAAGAAACAGCUUUGAGCAUAUCACCAAAGAGUACCUACAGUAUAGAUUAUGGAACACGAAGCAUCAGGAUUAUGGCAGCUACGAACAGCUUCGCGCAGCAAAAAUCGACUCUCAAUCUAUUGAUGAAAACUAUGGUGACUAUAUUACAUUCCAGGUCAUCGAUUCUGCUUACCUUUAUAUACCUGCUUACAGAAUGUUAUCCUCCGAAAAACAGUCUUUGUGGGAUCAACUUUUCGUCAGCAAGAAAGACUUCUUAAAAGGUGUAAAAGAAGCAGAUUGGAGCCGGGGAUUACAGGGUCAGCCUUUGCAAGAAAAAUAUAACGUGUAUGAAAACCAAUUUAUUCAGAGUACAAGUCUGCACCUCCUCAGUACGACGAUAGAGAAUUGCCAAGAUUGCGAUCCUUGCAAAACAUGGGUUAAAGAAAUUUUCCCUAACUGGAAGUCUUCAGAGUUUAAAAAAGAUGAACUAUUCUGUCUAAUCCUGACUCAUUUAUUAUCGCAUAAUUCAGCAUUUAUUGAAGCUUUUGGAAACGAUGACGUAACAAAACGAUGCCAGAAAGGAUACAAAAACUCUCGGAAAUUUUUAUUUUGUGAUCCUAGCCGCCCACAGGAUUUCUUAAGUUUAAUAGUGGGACUUUUGUAUGGUCAAAUGGCAUAUCCUUCGUUUCCGGUGAUAGAUAAAUCGCUGCGUCUUAAGUAUACUUCCAAGGAUCGCCAAAUGUUUUCUGAUGUAUUUAUUUUCGACAAAUGCCGAUAUCUCUACGAGAAUUUCCCGAGCAUCCACUUCUCUGAAUUUGCCAUGGUGGAACUUUGGCAGCAGAUGGUAUUCCGUAUGGUUGCCGACGGUUUACGGAAGCACAUUGCGUUUGUUUACAACGACUUGUUUUGGUUUUGCAAUGUUGCUAGUGUUAGCGCACCGAUUCCGGGCGGUAUUGAUUUCUACGCAGACAGCCACUCCUAUAUUCCUGACAGAGACGUUUUGAACUUCUCGUAUUUCAAGGAAAACGGAAACAGAUUGGUGAAAGAAGGAAAACUCACGGCAGCUAUUAAACAUUACGAUGCAUGUCAGGAGCUCUGUCCAGAAAACGCGACAAUCUACACCAACAAAGCUUUUUGUGCUUUAAAAAUGAACAGACCUGAAGAAGUCUUAGCCAAUUGCGACAAAGCAUUGGAAUUAGAACCCAGCAACAUUAAAGCGCUGUACAGACAAGCGAUGGCAUGGAAAGGAUUGAAAGAAUUUGACAAAGCAGUGCAGAACUUAGAGAAAGUAUUAAGUAUUGAACAGAACAGUGAUGCUAAAAGAGAACUAGAAAAUAUCAAGCGGCGCAGUGAUAAAGACAAGAAGUAGUACACAUAUUCCACUACUUACAGUCGUGGCAAUGGAAGUGUUCCUAGAAUAUUCUACCAAUUCAUUUGCGGUGGCGAAGUGGUUAGCGCACUUGCCUUAACCUCUAAGGCCGCAGGUUCAAGCCUCAGUGAGAACUUUCUCAAUACGACUCGAACCCAGUCCUCAUGUGAAAAGAGUAAAAGAGUCAACGCUCUGCCGAAAGUCAUGGGUUUUCUCCGGGUACUCCGGUUUCCUGCCACAGGGAAAGUUGACAGGGUGGGUUAGGUAAAAGGGCUCACAGUAAUUAGCAUAUGCUGUUGUGGUGACCCUGCUCUAUAGUUGGCCAAGCUAAAUAAAUUCAUUUGAACAUUUGAUAAAUUUCCCAGAACUUCCUGUCUUUGAUCAUUUCCGAUCAUUCCUGUUCCAUUAUGAUUGGUCAAUUACAUACACCAAAAGCAAAGGUGACAAUCUCGAAACCAGAGCCCGCAAUCCUCCUUAGAGGAUUGCAGGUUCUGGUUUCGAGAUUGCAAAGGUGAUUGGUACAUUCAUACAGAAAGUUGAUCAAUUAUUCGUAAGUUAUCAAGUUUUCAGAAAACUCGUCAAAUGAAUGGGUCAUGUGAGCAAACGGUCAUUGCCUAAUAAUGUAGCCACUCAACUUUUAUGUAUUGCACCUUUCAGUUCCUUUGUCGUGUUUCUUGUAGUUUUCUCUCAAGUAGUUGCAUGUAAUAAUUACUUUGUAUUGAGGAUUAUUGAGCGAUGUCUAAAUAGUUACUGUAUUUACUGAUAUAUAAUGUAAUAAUAUGAGCACUUUGGUAAUACCCAGUUGCUGUCGAG